AUGUCAUCAUCCUCUACACCCAAAAACGAAAAGCCAAUUAUUAAACUUAAAAGCGUUAACAUACCAAAAAAUGUUGUUUUUAAAUUCUACCUACACACCAUUCUAUUGUUAAUAUUUCCAAUUUCCACUUAUUAUUUAACUUUGAAUUUUUUAUUUGGAAAUGAUACAACUAAAGCAGCACUUUCGGCUGCAGGUAUUGCAAAUCUUAUAGUAUUCUCAUAUAUCUUAGUUGCAAUAUUUGAAAAAGAUCCUGGUGCAGAACAGCAACAACAAAAACAAAAAGAUGAAUGA
This is a messenger RNA of Entrophospora sp. SA101, 291 nucleotides long. The record is from the annotation of a GenBank genome assembly. Lineage: Eukaryota; Fungi; Glomeromycota; Glomeromycetes; Entrophosporales; Entrophosporaceae.